CGCGGGCUUCGUAUGAAUCGCGUGCGCGCGCGCAACCUGGAAAAAUCAUUCGAUCGAACCGACCGCUCGAGUCGAGACAACCUAUCGGGAAGUGUCAUCCAUCAUGGAGGUGUAGCCUUGCUUUUUUCUCGCUCGCGAUUUUCUUCUCAAGUGCCAGUGACUCGAUGCGACGAGAUGUGUUAUAUUACCCGCGCCAUUCGAAUUGACAACUGUUCGAAUUCAAAAAUGUUGAAACCGUUAAAAUUCAGCAUGUGGACACUAUGGAUUUUUUAGUGAUACGUGAUCCUAUAUUGUUUUUACUUUUUUUUAUACUUUUUAAAUUAUUGACUGGACUGUGAUAAGAAGUGAUUGAAAAAGCUAGUCAAGAUGAUGUCCAAAAAGCAGCUGGCGUGCAUGCUAGCAUUGCACAUAGUAUAUCUUUUGGUCGGCGCCAGCAUAUUCUACCAUAUAGAGAGUCCUUUGGAGUUGGCACAGAGAGCCGAAGAAAAACUGGAAAGACUUGAAAUACAAAACCUCUUAUACGAGAACUACAUUCCCAAUGACCCUGAAAAGCAAGACAGCAUUUUGCGAAAAUUAUCAGCAUACUGUGGCAAACCCAUGUUCAACUUUACCACUGAAGAUGAAGAAGAGCCGUACAAAUGGGACUUUUACCACUCUUUUUUCUUUUCGUACACCGUCGUCAGUACUAUUGGGUACGGCAACUUAGCUCCAACAGUCCAUUUAUCUAGAAUUCUGAUGAUAUUCUACGGUCUUUUUGGUAUACCUAUCAACGGUAUCCUUUUAGCUAAUCUCGGUGAAUAUUUUGGCCUUCAGCUCAUCAGUGUUUACCGCAAGUACAAAAGGCGUAACGUGAAACGUGCCAACAACCUCAGCUAUUACUUCAGCAACCUCGGGAUGUUGGGCCAGAUCUUCCUCUAUCUCGUACCUGGUUUCCUGUUCUUCAUUUUCCUGCCUGCGUGCAUCUUUGUCGUCUUCGAAGGAUGGGACUAUGUUGCCGCGGUUUACUACGCCUUCGUCACGCUCACUACUAUCGGUUUUGGCGAUAUAGUUGCUGGUACAGUCAACAAUGGAUUCAAAUAUGGGUAUUUCUUCACGUAUCAAAUCUUCCUCAUAGUCUGGAUUACUUUUGGACUUGGAUACAUCGUGAUGCUUUUGGGAUUCAUCACCAGCGGCAUGCGAUCAGAGAGUGUGCACAGGAUUGAGCAAAAAUUGGCUUAUCAAUUAAAAUCCACCCAAAAUAAAAUCUUGCAAAGCUUUACAAGAGAUAUCACUAAUAUUAGAAAGAUAAUUAACGAAGCCAAUCUUAUUAAAUUAAAGCCCGUUUACGUUGAUACCGCACCGUAUCUGUACCGAAGUUCAAGCUGCCCCACAUUCACAUUUGACGUGGAGCCAAGAGGACCAAUCGUAAAAAGAAGACGUGCUAAUUCAGAAAACAUUCAACUAUCCACAAAAGACUUACUUCGAAUACAAUCAGACACAGAUUUACUUGGAAUCGAUAAAGAAAAGACAUUCAGUGCUUCUGCUAUUGUAAAACCUGCUGAGCUGCUAGCUAGAGUUGUGAAUGUACUUGGAGGAUUAGAACCACAGUCAGAGAAAGGAAUACAUAUGUUUGAUGACGAUCAUAUUUUAUCAAGUGAAAAACCACCAUUGUUUAGCAUAGGUCAAAAUAUUAUUACAAACUCUCCUAAAAGGGGUAGGGCCUUAAGUGUAGCAGUGCCAAACUAUAGAAAAGACUCAGUGACAAAAGUAGAUGAUCAUGACUUCACAUGGACUAAUGGUGAUUCAGCAGAAAAAUUCAGGAAGGAAGCUAACUUCAGAAGUGGUAAGUUAUCACUUCCAAGCCAAAUUACUCCAGCGGCUGUUGAAGCGACCACUCAGCCUAGAAAUCUACUUCAAAGGCUCUUUAGGAAGUCCAGUUCGACUGAAAGUGCCGACGAAUAUAUUAAAAAUACUUCAAAAGGCAGAAAUAGUGAUCAGCAAAAUGUUAAUGAAAAUAAACCUCAACCCAGACGCGGCAGUAUAUUCCCAUCAUUCAAUUUCGGUAGCUCAGAGAAAAGUGACGAAGAACUUUACAAAGAAAAAACUAAAAAGGGACGGUCCAGUAUUUUUCCUACCUUCGAUUUCAAUCGAAGUAGUGAAGAUGAUAUGGCUACUGCUUAUAAGGAGAAAACUAAACGUGGUCGGCAUAGUAUAUUUCCAACCUUUGAUUUUUCUGAAGACGAAGAUAACGCUGCUUUUAAGGCUUAUCAACAUAAAACGAAGAGACAUAGUAUUUUUCCCACAUUUGAUUUUAGCGAAGAUGACGAUGAAAGGGAAGCAAGAGCUUACCGGGAAAAAACAAAAUCAGGAAGACACAGUAUUUUCCCUACCUUUGAUUUCAGUGAUCCAGAAGAAGAUAAUAUGGCUAAACGAUACAAAGAAAAAACCUCGAGAGGAAGGCACAGUAUUUUCCCAUCAUUUGAUUUUAGUGGCGUUAAUGAUGACGAGGAUGAUGAUACACUAGAUGAAGAAGAAAUAAAGAAAUAUCAAAAUCGAACUAAAAAAGGGAGGACAAGCUUAUUUCCUACAUUUGGUAGAUCAAAGAAAAGUGACGAUGAAACUAUGCCAGAAAGUUCAGACGAACUAGUAGAGUACAAGAACAAGACCAGUCAUGGUCGAUUUAGUUUGUUUCCUACAUUUGGCAAGGAUCGUAAAAAUAGUUCAAAUGAUGAACCUAGUGACUUAGAGGCUAGUAUUCGAGAGUAUCAAAAGCAAACCAAGCGCGGUAGGGGUAGCUGUUUUUCCGGUGGUUCUAGUACUUCAGGGGCUAGCACUUCAUUCGCGGAUGAAUUAGAAAGCUAUAAAAAUCAAACCAAACGUGGUCGAGGAAGCUUAUUUGAUCCCGAUGUCAAUCUUUCUGAACUAUCUGAAAACGAGCAAGUGAAAGUUCUUGAACAAACUAGUGUAGCUGACUUGAUACGUGCUAUGGCUGUCCUAGAAACGGCAACGCAUAGUCCAGAGCCGCGUGGGUUAUUAGAUUUAAUAUCAGAAUCAGUUGCACCCCCUAGAAGGCGGGGUUCUCUACGGCCGGACUUUGCAAUGCCAACUCCUAGUCACGAUGAGACAGAAGAGGUCCCAGGUCCUAGACGUAGGAGAAUUUCAGCAAGAGCCGCUGCUCCACUUUUUGCUCCAACUUUAGAGACGGUCGUUGCCGGAGCUGAGUUACAAAUAACCGCGGCUGCCGCUAGAGAAAAUCGCAUGACUAUAGUAGCAGCACCUCCUCCAUACUCUGAAACAGAUGGAGGUAGUGGCAGUAGUGGAGAACAAACACAAAAACCGCGAGUUAGGAGAUAUUCUCCAGCUCCGGGUGACCCAUCUAAAUCAACUGGACCAGUGCCUAGACUUUUUUCGCGCAUGCGCAAAGACAGUACAAAUGCGGAAGAAGGUAGUUCGAGACGUAGUAGUUUAACGGAUAUAGUAAUUGAUAAUAAUAAAGACAAUACGUAAUCUGAUGCCUUUUCAAAGCCUUUAGUUCAAUUUAAUGUAGAUAGGUAUACAAUUAUUACAUUAUACUAGAAUUUAAAAAUAAAUUAUUUAACACGUAUUAAAUUAUAAGCCG
Chilo suppressalis (striped riceborer) is the source of this 3598-nucleotide messenger RNA. NCBI's taxonomy places the organism in Eukaryota, Metazoa, Arthropoda, Insecta, Lepidoptera, Crambidae. The record is from the annotation of a GenBank genome assembly.